GGUUUGUCAGUACGACGAAGAGAACCAAUGCGACGUGAUUGUGCUAGUGGUUAUCUUUUACCCAUAAGUGUUGUGCUACUUCUUGUUAGUAUAUUUUUUUCACAUCGAUCUUUCUUCGGAACACCCGUUACAAGUUAAACGCUCACGAAUGGGAAAAUGCAUGCGAUAAAAAAACUCGCAUUGCUACCAGGAGCUUUCCCACUUCUCGUUCGAUCCAUAACAGCUGUUGAAAACAUGAGUGGAAACCAGGAUUACAAAUCGGCUAAAUCGAUUUACGAUUUUACAGCUGUUUCCAUUAAAGGCGAAGAAGUUCCUCUGUCAAAGUAUGAAAAUCAUGUUUGCUUGAUCGUAAACGUGGCUUCGAAGUGCGGACUAACUGCGACGAACUACAAGGAAUUGAAUGAACUCUACGACGAGUACGCCGAAUCCAAAGGUUUACGUAUCCUGGCUUUUCCAUGUAAUCAAUUUAAUGGCCAAGAACCUGGUACUAGUGAUGACAUUUGUAGCUUCGCUGACAGACAAAAGGUGAAGUUUGAUUUAUUCGAAAAAAUAGACGUCAACGGCGACAACACUCAUCCUUUAUGGAAAUAUUUGAAAAAGCACCAGGGUGGUACCUUCGGUAAUUUCAUCAAAUGGAAUUUCACAAAGUUCAUCGUCGACAAGAAAGGACAAGUAGUCGAACGUCAUGGCCCUAACGUCGAUCCUAGCAGCUUGAAGGAAAAUCUUGAGAAAUAUUUUUAAUUAAUAAAAAAAAAAAA
This is a messenger RNA of Polistes canadensis, 758 nucleotides long. RefSeq names its product probable phospholipid hydroperoxide glutathione peroxidase. The coding region runs from base 157 to 741 and encodes 194 amino acids. The record is from RefSeq and is a predicted model, not a curated record. The transcript has 6 exons. Gene Ontology annotation, biological process: response to oxidative stress. Lineage: Eukaryota; Metazoa; Arthropoda; Insecta; Hymenoptera; Vespidae. Gene Ontology annotation, molecular function: glutathione peroxidase activity.